AUGGAAGAGACUGAGGAUGGAGGAGAGCAGGUAAAUAUACACAAGAAGAACAUGUCCCUGGUGCGUUGUGUGCUGUGCGCGGGCCUGUUCCCGAACGUCGCGCAAGUACAGAAGCAAACUAACGCGCGAGGGACGUCGUACCAGAUAUUCGUCAGCCGCCAAAACGAGCGCUGCACACCGCAUCCGUCGAGUCUGAACUUCAAGGCUCAGGACUUUGCGGCCAAUCAUGGCUGGCUCUUGUUUCACGACAAGGUCAAGACGACACAGAUCUACCUCCAUGACACAACGCUGGUAGGCGCAAUACCACUCCUGCUGUUUGGCGGUGAGUUGAAGAUUUCCUCCAAGGAAGCUUUGAAUGGGGUUCCGCAGCUGCUGCUCGCGCACACGGUCCAGCGAAAGACGUGUGCAAGGGAGGGGCAGGGCUUUUGCCAAACGUUCUGCGUGACCUUGGCCUUGAAGCCACAUGAGCUCACAUGGCGAUCUCAAGCUACUCUGAUGCCCAACCCCUUUGUGAGGAGAGGAAGUGCGUCACGGUGGAUGGCAUGA
Symbiodinium pilosum is the source of this 546-nucleotide messenger RNA. The record is from the annotation of a GenBank genome assembly. Lineage: Eukaryota; Dinophyceae; Suessiales; Symbiodiniaceae.